AUGAAGAGGAUUAGAUUUCUCGGAGACUAUGGCGAUGGCAGCGGGUCCAAACGCAAGCAAGUAAAGAAAGCUUGUGAUCCAUGCAGGAAGGGAAAACGGAAAUGUAGCCAUGGUAUUAGCGACGAGACCCCGGUGCAACAGGAGGGAGUUAGGCGUCAAGUGACCAUGGCCGUGUCGGAUUUGCUAGAUGGCCAACUCCCUGUUCAUCCCGUGGAUGAACAGCCGCCCGAAUCAUUCGACUCCAGAGAAAUUGAUAACGAUAAUCAGCAAGCUUUACCAUCUACACUCGCUUCACGAUUCACAGCCCCCUUCGCUGGGGCCUCGUCAGCACACUCCCUCUUCCUCUCUAUUUGCACGGCUUCAGGUGUAGAGAUGGACCCGGCACAGCAGCUUCCUCCAUCGCGUAUCCUCCGCCCUUCCUUUCAGGAUAUGAGGGCACCACCCUCCGAGCGGCGCCCGGGCGUCGCCGCAGGCUACUUACCAAUGGUGGUGAAAGCAGUAUUGCCAUAUCUGGAAAUCGAAUGUCUCCAGGUUCUCCCUCCACAGCCAGAUCUUGAUGCUAUCAUAGAGAUAUAUAAGCACGAAAUCCACCCUAUCCUCCCCAUCGUCGAUUUCAGCACUCGGGCAUUUACCGGCCCCGUCAGUCAAGAGAAUCCAGCCACCAUCAUAUUAAGACAGGCUAUCUGUCUGGCCGCUUGCAAGAGCCCAUCGGCUAGACAGUACCUUAACCUUCCGGAGAUUGAAGAUGGGCAAUUCGCUCUCAAAACGCCCCGUGAUUUUGCUGACAGACUCUUCGGUGUUCUAAAGAUAGCUCAAGAUAUCGGUCUUGUUGAUGAUAGAUUAGAACUCGUUCAAGUCCUCGCGUUAAUGACCUUCCACUCCUAUGGCCCAGAUGGCGAUGACGAAGUUGCCCGAUUAUGCGGCUUAGCCGUCCAUUUUGCUUAUUCUUCUGGAUUACAUUACUCCUCACGGCCUGGAGACGUGAUUUCGGAAGCACGCCGUGUGGAGUUACUUUGCUCCCUGUUUGCGCUUGAUAAGAUCGUUGCCAUGAUAACCGGUCGGCCAACAAUGAUUCACAUUAACGAGAUAUAUUUACCAACACAAGACGGCGAUAUAAUGAGGUCGUUAUCCCCAGGUCUUACGUUACUAUUUCGCCUAUGUAAGAUGCUUAAUCGUGUUCUAGACCUCUAUCAGGCGGGGUCGCCCGAUGAGAUAGCGAAAGAAAAUUGCGUUUGGGAAGCAUCGUGGCCCGAAUUUGAAGAGUUGUUUGGACGACCCCUAGAUAUCGCCGCCUUUCGGGGCUAUCUACAAAUUGUUCUCUAUCUUCUGGACUGCGGUGCGGAUCCUUGUCGGGAUGAUUACGGAGAGGACUGGAACUGGAAUCAGGGCUGGCAUUGGAGUCAUUUCAACACAAGAUCCUCGACAAGUGCGUUAGGGGCCGCAGUCCGAGGAGGACACGAGGGUGUCAUCCGGUUACUUAUGCAGCCAGAGUAUAGCCCAUCUCCCCUCAAAGCCGAGUAUUCCCGUGUAAUUCUCGAUGGAGUCGAAUUUGGGCGUAUUCGUUCUGUUCAGUCACUCUUACAAGCUAUGGGUAAACCAUUAUCAGACUUCGCUUCGUUCGGCCACUUAAUCUUUUACACUGCAGUGUUCAGCAACCAAGCAGACUUGGUGCAAAUUCUUCUAGACGAUGGCAUCGAUGUAAACACAUCUGUCUACGACCUAAGCGGCCUAGAUUACGCCGGCGUAAUGUGUUACGCGGUGUCGACGGAGCAUCCUCGCAUGGUCCGAAUUCUUCUCGAUCAUGGCAUCUAUACGGACUGUGCGAAAAACGUAAAUGGUUACGAUGAAUCCGGAAUGCCUAUUGCAGUAGCUGCCAAGCUUGGACAUGAAGAAGUGGUUGACCUUAUACUUGCGCACAGCACCGACCCCGAAUCUCUUGAAAGAGCAUUCGUAUGUGCUGCAGAAGGGGGUCAAGCUCAUUUAAUGAACAAGCUUUGGAAGAAAGAUCCACAGUUGCACACAAAGUGGUGGCCUCGCGAUAACUUAUCUCCCCCAGAAGAUGAAGAUACAGAUCUCAGACGCACAGUGGGCGUCGAGGCAUUGUACCGUGCCAUCCUCGCGAAAAGCCCAGCGGUAAUCUCUACAUUGGCCGAGCACGGUGUUUCGCUCAAUGAGAAAUAUUUAGGCCGGUGUCUCAUGGUGCUGGCAAAAUUCGAAUCAGCGCGAUGGAUAGCAGAUUUUAUGGUAUCGUUAGGCAUUGCUAACCCUAGGAAGGUCGCAUUUGGCACAGAUAUUCCCCGUAUCAAGGGAAUACCAGAAAUUCCCGGCGCGAUUCCAAUCUUCGGCCACCUUCUCAAGCUCGGCGAGGAUCAUGCUAGCAUCUGCGAGAAAUGGUGGCGCCAAUAUAACUACUCCAUCUUUCAGAUAAAGUUGGGGAAUACUCGCGCCGUAGUCGUGAAUUCUUUCGAUGACUGUAGAAAGAUGUUGGUGGGCCAUCAGAACGCAGUAAUUGACCGGCCAAAGCUAUAUACAUUCCAUGGGCUUAUUAGUAGUACCCAAGGUUUCACGAUCGGCUCUUCGCCUUGGGACGACAGCUGCAACAGGAAGCGCAAAGCUGCGGGGACAGCACUGAGUAGGCCUGCCUUAAGAGGAUACCAUCCUAUGUUCGACUUGGAAAGCUAUUGCAUCCUAAGGGAUCUCUAUAAGAACAGCCAAAACGGGGAGGUCGAGAUCAGCGUGCGGCCAUAUAUCCAGAGAUAUGCUCUUAACACGACACUAACCCUCUGUUAUGGCAUUCGUAUGGACGCCGUUUAUGACGACCUCCUACGCGAGAUCCUUACCGUUGGCUCGGCCAUCUCACUCUUGCGCAGCGCAUCUGAAAAUAUGCAAGACUACGUCCCGAUUCUGCGAUACUUCCCGAACAAUGAAAAAAGUGCUCGGUCUAAGGAACUACGGGACCGGCGCGAUGCAUAUUUAAAGCUUCUUUUGGACAAGGUCCGGGAAAUGAUAAAGCGAGGCACCGACAAGCCCUGUAUCUCCGCCGCUAUCUUGAAAGACCAAGAGACGAAGCUUACCGGAGUAGAAGUCUCGUCAAUCUGCCUAUCUCUAGUCUCGGGUGGUUUCGAGACCAUCCCCGGAACGCUGACUUCUGCAAUCGGAUCCUUGUCGACCAAGGAAGGACAGGUUUGGCAGGACCGCGCAUACGAGGAUAUUAAGCGAUACUACCCAGAUAUACGUGAUGCCUGGACGGACUGCUACAUACAAGAGAAGGUUUCGUAUAUCAACGCAAUUAUUAAGGAGGCAGGGCGAUACUACACUGUCAGCGCCAUGAGUCUUCCGCGAAAGACAGUAACGGAGGUGAAUUGGAACGGUGCUAUCAUCCCCCCCAAGACGAUGAUCUUAAUCAACGCCCAGGCAGGGAAUCACGACACCGACCACUUCGGCGCCAAUGCUAACAAAUUCGACCCCGAGAGAUGGCUUAAGAGCCUCGACCCGCCUACAGAGCACGAAUCCACGGGCCUUAGCCACUUGAGCUUCGGAGCCGGGUCUCGCGCUUGUUCCGGCCAAUAUAUCGCAUCUAGACUCCUAUACACUGCUCUAAUACGCCUUAUUUCGUCCUAUAAGAUUGUAGCGAGCGAAACGGAGCCGCCUAAUACGGACUAUGUCGACUACAACGCUGUGAAAUCGGCACUGGUUGCAAUUCCUAGGGACUUUAAGAUUAGGCUUGUUCCUAGGGACACGACUGUCAUAAGGGAUUGCUUAAACGCGGCAGAACGGAGGACUGAGGGGUACUACAAGGGGUGA
Molecule: messenger RNA, 3804 nt
Organism: Daldinia childiae
Lineage: Eukaryota; Fungi; Ascomycota; Sordariomycetes; Xylariales; Hypoxylaceae
Product: Phenylacetate 2-hydroxylase
Exons: 4
Coding region: 1-3804 (1267 amino acids)
Biological process (GO): DNA-templated transcription
Molecular function (GO): iron ion binding; zinc ion binding; monooxygenase activity
Source: RefSeq, a predicted model, not a curated record